UGGCGCUCCUUCUGAGGAGCCAGACGCGGCACGGUCGUUUUUAUACCUUCCCGCGCGGAGGCAACGGAAGGGCGGGGCGCCUCGUGAUUAGGUGGUGAAGGUGCGAGGGCGAGGAGGGGGCGGGGCCUGCUUGCACCUCCCCCGGAGGCCGGAAGACCCUCAGCGUCGCCUGGGUGCCACGCAGUGAGCGCUCCCCUUCUCCGGAGUCCCCUCAGGUCACAGACUCUGCUGUCAUGAAGGUGAAAAUUAAGUGUUGGAAUGGUGUGGCCACUUGGCUCUGGGUAGCCAAUGAUGAGAACUGCGGCAUCUGCAGGAUGGCGUUCAAUGGCUGCUGUCCAGACUGUAAGGUGCCUGGUGACGACUGUCCCCUGGUGUGGGGGCAGUGCUCUCACUGCUUCCAUAUGCACUGCAUCCUCAAGUGGCUGAACGCACAGCAGGUGCAGCAGCACUGCCCCAUGUGUCGACAGGAGUGGAAGUUCAAAGAGUGAAGCCUGCCCUGCCCACUCCCUUCUCCCAGCGCUGUGCCAGGCUCAGCCCCACCCUUCCCUUCCCCAGAUAGGGCAUCCCGAGUCCCCUCCACACAGCUCAGGGGUGCCUAGGGACCCCAUUCUGUGCUGGGGACAAGGAUGCUUUCUGUUUGGCUGAGACGAGGUGGAAACAAGGACUGGAGCUUUGCUGGGUGUUUUGUUUUUCCCAUCACAUUGACACUUUUAUUAAAUAAGUAAAACUCAUUAAAGUUCUGAACCGCUGGAGGCCUCUGCUUGCCUGUUUUCCCUGACAUAUUGAUGCAGCUGCAGCAUGUUUUGCUGUGAACACACUCAUAAAUAAACAGUUUGGUAAAGUAUC
Molecule: messenger RNA, 846 nt
Organism: Rattus rattus (black rat)
Lineage: Eukaryota; Metazoa; Chordata; Mammalia; Rodentia; Muridae
Gene: Anapc11
Product: anaphase promoting complex subunit 11
Exons: 3
Coding region: 234-488 (84 amino acids)
Biological process (GO): anaphase-promoting complex-dependent catabolic process; positive regulation of mitotic metaphase/anaphase transition; protein ubiquitination
Cellular component (GO): nucleus; anaphase-promoting complex
Molecular function (GO): cullin family protein binding; zinc ion binding; ubiquitin protein ligase activity
Source: RefSeq, a predicted model, not a curated record